AUAGGCAUUGAAUCGAAGAGAUUAUUACACCGAUAGAGCGAAUACUGUGUAAACCGGCAUAAAGUGUCCCAAUAUAUUGAAAUAUUAUAUCAAUACUUAUAAAUUGAACCAACAAUUGAAACAAUGGUUGAAUCGAUAAUAUACUCGAAGAAUAAUAAGCUGAAGAUCUUAAACCAAGUGAAACUUCCGCUGACCGUCGAGUUUGAGGACAUUAAUAACGUGACGGACGCCUGGAAUGCGAUUCACUCCAUGAAAGUUCGCGGUGCGCCGGCCAUCGCUAUUCUGGCCGUACUUAGCAUUGCUGUCGAACUCAAUGACCAGCAGAUAAUAGCCGAAGUGAAUGGUGACAAAGACAAACUGCUGGAUCGACUCCGACAAAAGUGUCAAUAUCUUUGUACUUCGCGUCCGACUGCUGUUAAUAUUGACAAAGAAUGUAAACAUUUGGUCGAAGUGUCGGCCAAAUUGGCCGCCGAUUCAAGCGUUUCAUUUGAUUCAAUGAUCAAACAAUUGACUGAAUAUUCCGUUAAUUUACUUCAAAUCGAUAUCAAUGUUAACAAAUCGAUCGGAGAUUUUGGCGCACAAUAUAUCAAAUCUCUAACGAAGAAAGACGUGAACAAUAUUCUCACUCAUUGUAAUACUGGAAGUUUGGCCACAGAAACGCGUCCAUACAAUCAGGGCUCGAGACUGACGGCUUGGGAACUGCUUCGGGAUAACAUUCCAUCCACUCUAAUAUGUGACAGUAUGGUCGCCGCUCUCUUCAAGGAUAAGACAAUUGAUGCCGUUGUGGUCGGAGCCGAUCGAGUGGUGGCCAACGGUGAUACCGCCAAUAAGAUCGGCACCUAUCAGAUCGCAGUAUUAGCCAAAUACCAUUCCGUGCCUUUCUUCGUGGCCUCACCUCAAAGUACUAUUGAUAUGACGCGCAAAACUGGAGACGAUAUCCCUAUUGAGGAGAGACCGGGAGAUGAAAUGAAAAAAGUGGCCGGAAUUCAGAUCACAGCUCCGGAGAUCAAUUGCUGGAACCCAUCAUUCGAUGUGACGCCAAACGAGUUGAUAACAGGGAUAAUAACCGAAUUCGGAGUCUUCGCCCCAAACGAACUCCAAAGUAAAUUUGGUCAUUGAUUUUGAUGUGAAAAUUGUAUACAGAAUUUUGUAGUUUCGAAAAUAUUUUAAUAAAAUUUGAAUCGAAAUUUGAAGCAA
Molecule: messenger RNA, 1197 nt
Organism: Medioppia subpectinata
Lineage: Eukaryota; Metazoa; Arthropoda; Arachnida; Sarcoptiformes; Oppiidae
Source: the annotation of a GenBank genome assembly